AUGGAUUCACCAGAACAUAUUCGGAAUUACAUGAAGCGUGAUGUAGAGGAUAAUUCAGAUGUAAAGAGUGAUUGUGGUGGGGAUGAUGAAGAAUGGGAGAGCAGUGAUAAGAGAAAGCACAAGUCAAGCAGGCCUAGAAAACCCAAUAAUGGAGAAGAAGUUGAGGGGUUGGAUGGCAAUGGAAGAAGGAGAAGUUAUGGUGAUAGAGGUGAGGGUCGUAAGAGGUCAGGCGGCUCUAGCAGAGCUGAUAGUGAUGAAGAUGAUUAUGACACAAGAAAAGAUCCGCGAUCUAAGCAAAUGAAGAAGAAGCAAGAGGAAAGUUCAUUGGAAAAGUUGAGCAGUUGGUAUCAGGAUGGAGAGCCAGAAAACCGGCAAGAUGGCGGGGAUAAAUCGGGGAGUAGAGGACAUGGUCGGAGUGAUGAGAUUGAAAGGAGGAGAAUCAGCUCCAAAGUCUCAGAACAUGAGAGUACUCGCAGCGAAACACGUGGGAUGGAUGUAAAAAUGCUGGGUGUUCCGCUGGUCUCUCUCUGUCCUCCCGGACCAUCUGGUCCAAGAUUCUCUAAUAUAGGAACUCCACCAAACCCUGGAAUGUUCUUCAAUCAAUCAGGCCCUGGACGAGGGGGACCUUCCAGCAUAUCUGGGCCUGGUUUUAACACUUCUGGACCAAUUGGACGUGGAACACAAUCUGAUAAGAGUUCAGUGGGGUGGGUUCCUCCUAGGACAGGUGGACCUCCUGGUAAAGCACCUUCCAGAGGAGAGCAGAAUGAUUACUCUCAGAAUUUUGUGGACACUGGUAUGCGGCCGCAAAAUUUCAUCAGGGAAUUGGAGCUCACCAAUGUAGAGGAUUAUCCCAAGCUGAGGGAGCUUAUUCAGAAAAAAGAUGAGAUUGUAUCUAAAUCUGCUUCUCCUCCCUUGUAUUUAAAGUGUGACCUGCAAGAAGUUGAGUUGUCCUCUGAUUUAUUUGGAACCAAGUUUGAUGUUAUUCUCGUUGACCCCCCUUGGGAGGAAUAUGUUCAUCGAGCACCUGGUGUUGUUGACCACAUGGAAUACUGGACAUUUGAAGAAAUACUCAAUCUGAAGAUUGAGGCCAUAGCAGAUACUCCUUCUUUUAUCUUCUUGUGGGUUGGUGAUGGUGUGGGCCUUGAACAAGGUCGUCAGUGUUUGAAGAAGUGGGGUUUUAGAAGGUGUGAGGAUAUUUGCUGGGUUAAGACUAACAAAAGUAAUGCAACACCGGGCUUGAGACAUGAUUCUCAUACCUUGUUUCAGCAUUCAAAGGAACACUGCUUAAUGGGUAUAAAAGGAACUGUUCGGCGCAGCACAGAUGGUCAUAUAAUCCAUGCCAAUAUUGACACUGAUGUAAUUAUUGCCGAGGAACCUCCAUACGGUUAGUGUUCAUCAUCUUGUGAAUGGUGGCUCAGGUUUUCAUCAAUCUGUAAAAUUUUGGAUAUAGUUGCCACUUGCAUGCAGCUUUUCUUAUCAUUUUCAGAUUUCAUUACAUGCAUAAAAUUUUCUUCAAUGAUACAUCUGUUCUCCUUUUUUUGAGCAAAGUUGUUGAAAUGUGAAUGGAUGAACGUUAGAUUAUAUUUGCUAUGUCAUAUUGGUAAACUUUGAUGGUCAGCCUAAAAUCAUUGUUCAUUAGCAGUGUAAUACGGUGGCCAAAUGGCAUGAUGAUUCAUUCAUAUAAAAAUUUCCUCAUCUUUAACAUGGUCUUGCAAUGCCUUUCACCAAUUGCGCGUGGUGAUAUCUAGACUCCAGUGCAAACAUAUUGCAUGCAAUACAGAAUAGCUUGGGGGGAUAAUAAUAACUCACUGUUCCUUCUAUUAAUUAUGCUGCCUGCAGUGAUUCAAUCCUUGUGACGUAGUUCCUGGGAUGUUUAUGCUUAUUCUUCUCUGUCAGUCUUAGAUCUAUUAUUGAUGUGUUCAGCAUGAUGAGAUUACCAAUACUUACCGUGUUAUGCUUGACAUAAAAAACGUGGUUUUGAAACCUAUAAUUAUUACAACGGAGAUGCAUAAAUAUUGACAUCCCUGGGAGUCAACAGUAAAUGAAAUUGAUGGAGAGAUGGAAAGAUGGAACUAAUACAGUUCAAUUCUAGGAUCUACUGGAGCGAGAAGAAAAAUCACCAAUAGUAGCUUGUGAUAGUAAGAUUUUUGAGAUUGCUCAAGAUCUUUCCUUAGAGGACAACUCCAAGGAAGUUCCCUGCUAGGAAAACUUGACACACAAAUUGGUCAUGGUGAUUUUAUUUCAUCACAAGGACUUUAUACCAAUAAACAUUUGAGUGUUGUAUUAUCUUUGUUUUUAACAAGAACAAUCAAUCUUAAAGUUCAUUAAAUCUUUUUUGGAAAGCUGUGAGAUCUUUCUACUUGAUACUUUGCUACUUCAAAACUUGAUCACGAGUUUUCUCCAACCAAGUGAGAAUGAUGCAAAAUGGAUUAGAUUUAGAUUAGCCAAAUGUGUUAUAAAUUAUAAUCUAUUAAGUACAAAACGAACUUACCGUUUAUUAUAAUACUUCUAAACAUAAAUUAUAACAUUAUGUAUUUUAAUCUUUUGUAUACGGACGGUGCCCCUUGACACCAUUAAUCAAUACAAUCUUACACUUUUAUUUAAAAAAAGCAUUAUGUAUUUAAAAAAAAAAUUAUAACAUUAUGAACUUUAGGAUUUUAUUCUUUUAAAUGUAUAACUAUUCUACAAUUUUGGAAGUCUACUAUUAUAAUAUUAUGAACUUCAGGAUUUUAUUCGAUUUAGUAAUUUGUUUUCUUAUUCUUAUUAGAAUCAAUGUUUCUUAAUUUGGUCCUAUUUGGGAAAUGUUAUUUAUGAAGGACAACAAAUAUCUUCACAAUCUCAUCUUCUUAGACAGUUCAGUUAUUCAAUAAGGACUUAUGUGAGAAUGUUUUUGAUUUUCUAGUUGUGUGAUGUAAUCAAAUCGAUAAAUAAUGCUUACAAAUUCUUAUGUAUGAUAUACAAGAAGUCUUUCUUUUUUUAACAAGUAAAAGAAAUAUAUAUUAACAAGGUACUGAUGCAGAAUAGAUUAGUUUAAAUUUCUGAAAUACAUUAAAAAUAUGAUUUUAUUAAAUAGAAAACU
Molecule: messenger RNA, 3079 nt
Organism: Carica papaya (papaya)
Lineage: Eukaryota; Viridiplantae; Streptophyta; Magnoliopsida; Brassicales; Caricaceae
Source: RefSeq, a predicted model, not a curated record